Molecule: messenger RNA, 2427 nt
Organism: Telopea speciosissima
Lineage: Eukaryota; Viridiplantae; Streptophyta; Magnoliopsida; Proteales; Proteaceae
Product: pentatricopeptide repeat-containing protein At2g03880, mitochondrial
Exons: 1
Coding region: 100-2031 (643 amino acids)
Biological process (GO): RNA modification
Molecular function (GO): protein binding; zinc ion binding; RNA binding
Source: RefSeq, a predicted model, not a curated record
CACUGAUUUCUCUUAUUGCAGAAACUGCAACCCUAUAGCAAAAGGAGGAUUUGAGCAGAGGAGAGCCAGCAAGCGAUUCCAAUUGUUCAAACCCGACAUAUGAAAACUGCCUUGAAAUCCAUCCUGCCAUUUCCGGUCCGGUCAAUCCGCCCUCCAUUAUUACAUUUCUCUAUUUUCAUGACGACUCAUAUGUUUCAUAAUCCUUCCAAACCGACUACCUUGAUCGAUAGCUUCACCAGGUUUUGCUACCAAAAAGACAUCCCAAGAGCCAUAGCAGCCAUGAAUUCUCUGCAAAAGCACCAAAUUCAGGUUGACCCAAUUAGUUAUUCGGAGCUUAUCAAGUGCUGCAUAGCUCGUGGUGCUAUGGAAGAAGGCAAGCUCAUCCACAAGCAUAUCUGGUCCAAUGUAUACGGGCCGAAAAUGUUUCUGAACAAUAUGCUUCUCAACAUGUAUGUGAAAUUCAAUUUGUUGGACGAGGCACGUGACUUAUUUGAUAAAAUGGUGGAACGAAAUGUUGUUACUUGGACUACAAUGAUUGCAGCUUAUUGUAAUAAUAGGAUCAAAGAUGAAGCCCUGAACUUCUUGAUUCUAAUGUGUAGAGAAGGUGUCAUACCUAAUAUGUUCACUUUCUCUUCAGUUCUUAGAGCUUGUGACAGGUUAUCAACCCUUCUGCAGCUCCACUGUUGUAUAAUUAAGGUUGGUUUGGACUCUGAUGUCUUUGUUCGGAGUGCCCUGAUUGAUAUUUACUCGAAAUGGGGUGAAUUGCAUAGUGGUUUGUGCGUUUUUGAGGAGAUGAUCACAGGAGACUUGGUUGUUUGGAACUCAAUCAUUGGGGCAUUUGCUCAGAAUGGAAAUGGCGAUGAAGCAUUGAACCUCUUUAAACAAAUGAAGCGAGCUGGUUUUCCUGCUAAUCAAGCUACAUUGACAAGUGUUCUGAGAGCUUGUACAAGUUUGGCGCUAGUGGAAUUGGGCAGACAAGUUCAUGCCCAUAUUAUGAAGUUUGAGAGUGAUAUGAUCCUAAAUAAUGCACUUCUGGAUAUGUAUUGCAAGUGUGGGUGCCUGGAGGAUGCAAACUCUACUUUCAAUCGUAUGACAGAGAAAGAUGUGAUCUCUUGGAGCACAAUGAUCUCAGGCUUGGCACAAAAUGGCCGCAGUAGGGAAGCGCUUGACCUAUUUGGGUUUUUGAUGAAAGCUUCCAGCCCCAAACCUAACUACAUAACAAUGGUGGGGGUUUUGUUUGCAUGUAGCCAUGCUGGAUUGGAGGAAGAUGGGUGGCACUACUUCCGAUCAAUGAAGACUACUUUUGGGAUCAACCCGGGAAAAGAGCAUCAUGGUUGUAUGGUUGAUCUUCUUGGAAGGGUAGGGAAGCUUGAUGAGGCCAUCAAGUUCAUCCAUGAAACGGGAUGUGGUGCAGAUGCGGUGAUCUGGAGGAGUCUUCUUGGUUCAUGCAGGAUACACCGAAACACCGACCUGGCAAUCUAUGUAGCAAAGAAAAUCCUAGAAUUGGAACCUCAGGACGAAGGAACUUACAUACUCCUAUCUAAUAUCUAUGCGAAUUCUCAAAUGUGGGAAGAGGUUGCAAAAGUUAGGAGGAUCAUGAGAGACAAAGGAGUACGGAAGGAACCAGGGUGUAGCUGGAUUGAAGUUGGAAAACAACUUCAUGCAUUUGUAUUUGGAGACGAGUCACAUCCACUAAUGGACAAGAUCAUAUUGGAGCUAAACCAGUUGAUUCCAAAAAUAAUGGAAGUGGGUUAUUUUCCAGACACAAAUUUUGUGAUGCAUGAUCUUGAGGUGGAACAGAAAGUAGAUUCACUCCGUUUCCACAGUGAGAAGUUGGCCAUUGCAUUUGGCCUGAUUAGUUUAUCAAGGGAGAAGCCUGUAAGGAUCAUGAAGAACCUCAGAAUCUGCGGUGACUGCCAUGCCUUUGCAAAACUUGUCUCCGUGGUUGAAAAUCGACAUAUUGUGAUCAGGGAUCCUGUCCGAUACCACCAUUUUGAAGAUGGGAAUUGCUCUUGUGGGGAUUAUUGGUAGUUACUGUCAUUUAAAUAUAAAUUCCUGAACCCCCCCCCCCCCCUCCUCCCCAUCUAAUCACAAAAUGGUAGCAAAAGAAAAAGGACAUUCAAAUCCAUUGCUCUCCCCUCAAUCCUCAAUCACUGAACCUUGUGUUUUACCAUCUUAUACAGUUCCUGUAUUAUCCCCCUUCUCUAAUUAGAAUUACUUAAUAUGUGUGAUUCUCGAUUUUGAGGAAUAUAGCAAUGUAAAAAUUACUAGAAAUUCCAAGUGAGUUAUUUAUAAACCUAAACCCUUUUAUUUCAAUUUAAUAGUUUUUACUUUCUUCCUUGCCCUUUUACUGUUUUCAAUUAGUUGCAGUAUAAAAUAUUUUGUGAAAAGUAUUGGACAUUUGACAUUUUGGAUGAGAUAGAUUUU